AAUGACUCACGGACUCAGUAAUAAAUUUACUAAAAAAGAAGAAGUCUUAUUUGACGUUUCACAAAUAAGGUUAGGGAUGUAUAAAAAUUAUUAAAAAUAUACUUUUACAAAUUAAUCCAUAAUUUACUUCGGCAAAAAUGUCAGCAAAAACUGUGGCCACUGCAACAGUGAGAGCAGUUAAAAGGAGAAGUUUGUUACCCACUCGGGCAGCAUUACUUCUGACCCCGUCUGCAGUUAACAGGAUAAAGGAUAUUUUAAAGGAUAAAAAGCAAUAUAUUGGACUAAAAAUUGGAGUGCGACAAAGAGGCUGUAAUGGAUUGUCAUAUACUUUAGAUUAUGCUGAAAAGAAGGGAACAAUGGACGAGGAGGUGAUUCAAGACGGUGUAAGAGUUUUCAUUGACAAAAAAGCACAGUUGACACUACUAGGUACCGAAAUGGAUUUCGUAGAGAGCAAACUUAGCUCAGAGUUCGUUUUUAAUAAUCCAAAUAUAAAGGGAACCUGUGGGUGUGGAGAAUCUUUUAGUGUAUGAAACCAAAGGAAAUUAAAUAAAUAAAUAUAUGUGUGAUAUAUUGUAGCUUAUAGUAACUAAAAAUAAAUUAUAGUAAACUGUUAA
Diabrotica virgifera virgifera (western corn rootworm) is the source of this 614-nucleotide messenger RNA. It is a transcript of the gene MagR, whose product is annotated as iron-sulfur cluster assembly 1 homolog, mitochondrial. Gene Ontology annotation, biological process: iron-sulfur cluster assembly. The transcript is spliced from 4 exons. Gene Ontology annotation, molecular function: 2 iron, 2 sulfur cluster binding. Bases 138 to 530 code for a protein of 130 amino acids. Lineage: Eukaryota; Metazoa; Arthropoda; Insecta; Coleoptera; Chrysomelidae. Gene Ontology annotation, cellular component: mitochondrion; cytoplasm. The record is from RefSeq and is a predicted model, not a curated record.